AUAGAAAAUAUUAUUUAUAACAAGAUCUUUUACCUGGCUGCCUGAGAUAGGUAAAAAACUAAAACAUUCGUUUCAAAUUACCAUAUUAAAAUCAUGUUACGGUCAGCGCUACAUGCAUUAUUCACUUCAUCUCGUGAUAGCGAUCUAUAAGCAAGAAAUUCUGUAUCAAGAUUUAGGAGGGCAGACUUUAUUUUCGCUUCCAUAUUACAAGGAUAAAGUCAACAGUUCAUUGAAAUUUUGUGAGGUAUUAUUUAAAAAACGGCUGGUUGUAAUUAAAUCGAAACAAUGUUCUAUGUAAAAAAUCAGAUAUUGCGCCCUGCGAAUUUUAAAUUCUUGAGAAGAAGUUCAACUGUAGUGGAAAAUACUCUCUUUAUUGAAGAUAUUCCUCACCCAACUUCUCUGCCUGUGUUGGGUACGAAAUUGAAUUUCCUAUUUACUGGAAGUGGAGCAAGGUUACACGAAUACAUCGAUCGUCGCCAUAAAAAGUUAGGUCCAAUAUUUCGUGAAAGUUUAGGCAGUAGUUCGGAACUUGUUUUCAUCAGUGAUCCAGGGCUUAUGAAAGCAUUAUUCUUAAAUCUAGAAGGAAAGUAUCCAGCUCAUAUAUUGCCUGAUCCUUGGUUAUUGUAUGAGAAAUUGUACGGAUCCAAAAGAGGGCUUCUUUUUAUGAAUGGGGAAGAAUGGUUAAAUUAUCGCCGCGUUAUGAAUAAACAUAUACUUAGAGAAGGUGUUGAGACUUGGCUACAAAAUCCCAUUCAAGAAACUAUUUCAAAGUUUAUUCAAAAUUGGAAGAGCAGAGCUGAAACAGAGGCAUUUACUCCAGACUUAGAAACUGAGUUUUACAGACUGUCUACUGAUGUUAUUAUCAACAUUCUGCUUGGUUCAAAAUCAUCAAUUAAAAUUGAUAAACAUUAUGAGGAACUAUUAGCUUUGUUUUCGGAAACAGUUAAAAAUAUUUUCUCAACUACUACAAAACUGUACGGUUUGCCUGUAAACUGGAUUCAAUGUCUUAAUUUGAAAAGCUGGCGUGAUUUCAAAGAUAGCGUUGAUUUGUCUUUGUUUUUGGCUCAAAAAUUAGUUUCGGAAAUAAUAAACAAAAAGCAUGACAGUAAUGGUCUGGUGGCAAAAUUGUGCGAUGAAAAUAUAAGUCACGACAUGAUAACGAGAAUAAUUGCCGACUUCGUAAUCGCAGCUGGAGACACAAGUGCAUACACGACUUUGUGGAUCCUACUUUUGCUUUCGAAGAACAAAUCAAUGUGGGAAAAUCAACAUACAAAUGCCAGUAUUCAUAUUAAAAAUGUUGUAAAAGAAUCGAUGAGAUUGUAUCCUGUAGCCCCAUUUUUAACGAGAAUUUUGCCUAAAGAGAGCAAGUUAGGGCUUUACAAAUUAAAACAAGGGACACCGAUCAUUUGCUCAAUUUAUACAUCAGCCAGGGAUGAGAAAAAUUUUAGUAAGGCAAAUGAGUUUUUACCCUACCGGUGGGACAGGAAUGACCCUAGGAAGCAAGAUCUGAAGAACCACACACCCUCAGCAUCUUUGCCGUUUGCGCUUGGCGCCAGAUCUUGCAUUGGGAAAAAGAUCGCCAUGAUGCAGCUGACUGAGGUCGUAAGCCAGAUAACAAACAACUUUGAGUUGCAAUGCUUGAACAGCACAGAAAUAAAGCCCAUAAUGUCACAAGUGUUGGUUCCCGAUCAGCAUAUUAAGCUAUUGAUAUCACUGAAAAAGUAGAAUUGGACAUACCUUUACCAUACUGCACUCUAGAUUUAGAACUGUUACUUAUGUUUUUAGCUUUUUUAAUUUAUUUAAUGAAUAAUUAUAUACAUAUAUCUAAUUGGUUGGUUAAUAAACUUUUUUUAAGAACGAAAAGAAAUACAUUAUAUUAAUUUUAUAUUGCAAUAAAUUACAAAUACAUUAUAUUAUAUACAUUUUAAAGUGU
Pectinophora gossypiella (pink bollworm) is the source of this 1933-nucleotide messenger RNA. It is a transcript of the gene sad, whose product is annotated as cytochrome P450 315a1, mitochondrial. The record is from RefSeq and is a predicted model, not a curated record. Gene Ontology annotation, cellular component: mitochondrial inner membrane. NCBI's taxonomy places the organism in Eukaryota, Metazoa, Arthropoda, Insecta, Lepidoptera, Gelechiidae. Gene Ontology annotation, biological process: cortisol metabolic process; glucocorticoid biosynthetic process; cholesterol metabolic process. Bases 286 to 1725 code for a protein of 479 amino acids. The transcript is spliced from 8 exons. Gene Ontology annotation, molecular function: oxidoreductase activity, acting on paired donors, with incorporation or reduction of molecular oxygen; monooxygenase activity; iron ion binding.